Messenger RNA from Phytophthora sojae, 309 nucleotides. RefSeq lists its product as hypothetical. The annotation marks the transcript as partial. The transcript has 2 exons. Gene Ontology annotation, molecular function: protein binding. The record is from RefSeq and is a predicted model, not a curated record. Lineage: Eukaryota; Oomycota; Peronosporomycetes; Peronosporales; Peronosporaceae.
AUGGAUACCGCAGCCGGAAGCGGGCACUUGGAAGUUGUAAAAUGGCUACAUGUCAACCGUUCUGAGGGCUGCACGACACGAGCGAUUGAAAUGGCAGCCAAAAACGCCAAUGGACAUCUGGGGAUUGUCAAAUGGUUGCACGAAAAGCGGAACGAAGGGUGCACGACUGAGGCGAUGGACAACGCCGCGAAGAAUGGGCAUCUUGACGUGGUGCAAUGGCUGCAUUCAAACCGAACUGAGGGUUGUACAGAUGCUGCCUUCCGACUGGCCGUCAAGGAGGGGCAUUUCCAGGUCGUGCAUUGGCUGCAC